AUGACUUUGCAAUCAGUUCAAGCGAUCACCGUGAACAGCUCCUUUCCAGCAUGUUUCAGACUUUCAGUUCCAUCUCUGGUGAACACCAUUGAAAACCCAAACAGAGUGAAGAAUUUUAGUAUACAGUCCGGCAAGCUUCCCUUUGUAUCAGUCCGUGUUCUAGAAAAUUCCUAUCUAACUUCCUCCAUUGGGCUCAUCCUCGAGGCUUUUGCAACCAUGUAUCCAAUCGCCGUUAAGGGCCUCCAGCUUCACUCUUCAGCAUUGGGUUUGCCUGAUGACAGCUUGAUUCGGGCCCCGGGCAGCUCGGAUCUUCUCUGGUCAAACCAAAUCUCCUCUGGCGAAUCCAGUGAAAGGUUCUUCUCUCUCAAUUCUUUUGCAACAUCCUUUGCUGCUCUAAAUCUUUUCAAGGAUAACGAACUUAGUUACAACGUUUACAGGGAUAGGUUCAAUUAUCUGAAGGACUUCGUUCUGAACGACAUCCCCUCUUGUUCGGAACUCCUCACAUCCGAGAAUUUAAGUGAUAUCUCUCUCCUGGGCACCACAAUGAGUCAGCUUCGGAUUCCAUCCUUCAGCAAGAGGAAAGAUCCUCCCAAGGUCAUCGCUGCUUCCCCGGCUUCUUCCUCCCCAGCUUCGGCAUCUUCAUCUGCCACCACCAGGGACUACGUUCUGAACGACAUCCCCUCCUGUUCGGAAUUCCUCACAUCCGAGAAUUUAAAUGAUAUCUCUUUCCUUGGCACCACAAUGAGUCAGCUUCGGAUUCCAUCCUUCAGCAAGAGGAAUGAUCCUCCCAGGGUCAUCGCUGCUUCCGCAGCUUCUUCCUCCCCAGCUUCGGCAUCUUCAUCUGCCAUCACUUCCAGCACUACCCCGAACGUGGUGACUGUUCGUCCAAUCGUCACCGCUCCACCUGUCAACCAGAACUCUGCCCCUGGAGUUCGGAGUACCACUACCCCUAGUGCAUCCGUUCAGGACAAAGAACGAGGAAAAAGGCCUCAGCCUGAAAGCGAAGACAACCUUGAUGAAAUUCUUCUAGCAAGGAGGAUUCAAACUUCCGGGCUAAGUUUGCUUAUCCCUCCUCAGGUCAAACCAACUGCUCCUUCCGAGUCCGCCCUGCCACCAGUUCUUCCUCUAGAGAGGCUCCGUGGACCCCCAGAUUCGUCCUAG
Cornus florida is the source of this 1161-nucleotide messenger RNA. RefSeq lists its product as uncharacterized. The transcript has 5 exons. The record is from RefSeq and is a predicted model, not a curated record. The coding region runs from base 1 to 1161 and encodes 386 amino acids. Lineage: Eukaryota; Viridiplantae; Streptophyta; Magnoliopsida; Cornales; Cornaceae.